AUGAGGGCACCUGGGGCUACCACUGAGCAACAAGCACGUGUGCCUAUAAUCCUUAUUCCAGGUCUCUGUAGUACCAAACUGGACAUCGUCCACAGGACAACGGGCAUGAGAGAACGUGCGUGGGUUUCAGCUCAUUACAUACCAAAGUCCCGUAUGGGAGAAAAGAUGAUAAACGAUGUAUGGGGAAAGCCAACCAGUGAUGGCCGGUAUCAGUCGUUUAUUGAAGAUGUUGGAGAUAUGCACAUAUUGGAAGGCUUCAAGGGUUGCUCACACCUAGCUCAGCACUGGGGUAUCUCCGUGAUUCAUGCCUUAAAUCCCAAAUUCAUGCUUGGCAGAUAUUUCACUACUUUAAAGAAUAGACUCAAAAGGCACGGAUAUCAAGUGGAUGUCGAUCUCUUUUGCCAUUCGUAUGAUUGGCGACAGCCCCUAUCAUCUGAUGCAGUUUUAGGCUCUCUGCGAAGACUCAUUCUGAGUGUCUUGAAUAGAACUAGCUCCUUACACGUUAUUCUAAUUGGUCAUAGCCAUGGUGCGCUGUUGGUCAGGCUGUAUAUGCAGUUGUAUGAUGACUGGCAUCAACAUAUUUUUCGCUUUAUAGCAAUUGGACCCCCUUACGAUAACUCUUCUGCCUAUAUGGCAAUGAGUCUUAUCAACGGUUUCGCAUUGAAAAUCCCAUUUAUAAAAUAUAUAACAGCUCGCAAUUUCCAAGCCAGCAGCUCUGUUCCUGUCUUUCUGGGCCCUGCUCCUGUGGUUUCACAAUUAGAGGAGUAUGGUGUCAAUCAAUACAUUCCUACUUGCAUAUUUAUUAAGAAAGUUUACCGAAACAGCGCUAAUUUUGCACGUCAGAUAGGUGUUUCAACUCAUGACCCUGGCCCUACCUAUUGUACUGAUGGAUCACUUUACAAAAAGUUCUUGCAAAAAGUCAUUCCUACCAACCUCUCUAUCAAGGAUAUCUCUGUUGAUUUGAAAAAGUACGGGAAAAAGUUUCCUGAUCUUUCGUCUCUUCUUCUUCUGAGACUCAGUCAACAACCAGAAAAACUCCAUCCACAACACGAGGCACAGGCAUUACGACUUUUGCUGUUAAAUAUAAAACGCGGAGUUCUUCGGUCAAAGGUGACAGGCGAGCGCAUUUGGUCUUCUAAUUUCUUAUACGUUGAUACGCUACUAACUCCACGUUAUACGGUUGGUAUACCUACUCGAGAGGCUGUUGAGAACCAGCUUGGUUUGUGGGAAUGGGAGGCGUAUACCUCUUGGACAGAGACUUCAGACCUUAGAAAAUCAUACCUGCCACUACGUGCCUUUAAGCAUCCAUGGUUUUAUAUUUCUGGCGAUCGGCUACUCCUCAAAGAAGAUGCCCCCUAUUACGAUGAAAUCAAAGACUGCAGAGUUGGCGCACCAACUGAAAUCAUUCGCUCGUCAUCACGCCCAGACAUUCUUCAGCAUGCAUACGCUAACUCCAUUUAUCAAAGCUUCAGCGAUUUCACAGCUCUUCGGGACAUUUUUGAAGAUGCAGGGACGCUAGUACGGCUUGCUCCUUACACUAACAGAGCAGAAAGCGCAUUUGUGCCAUUAACGCUUUCUGUUUAUAAGACCGCAACAUUAGAUCUAAACCACAAGCAAAAGGCACUAAACCAUAGGCGCACAACUUCGGUAGUGAAGCAAACUAGACUAAUAACUCCUACAAAAGCAUCUGACCUAGAGGAUCAUUGUGCUGUGGAAGUAGUUGCAGACAAGAACUUGUUCACUGAAUCAACUCCUUUGGAACUAAUCUCAUCUUUAUACAGACUUGACAAAGCGGGUUUUCGUGGUAUGUCAGCCUUGCGUCAACGACCACACAAUGUGCAGACUGGCAUCAAGAUACCACCUCUGCCUUGGAGUAGCAUAAGUGUCGUUUCAUCCAUCAUCUACCGCAGCGUUCUGUCCUUGAUGAAAAGCCUCAACCGCCCUGGAAGCCUGGAGGAGUACUUAUUUGAGCCUUUUGAGCAAUACUGGGAUGAGAUCUAUAAGAUACGAACGAAACCAAUUAUCUUCCCGCAGCCUAAUGAAACCAACUUCCGUUACUUUGCUAUCUGUGGAAGUGGGUGCAAGACUCCACUGCACGUGGUCUACAAUCAACCAGUCAGUAGCUACCAUGAACUCUGCACGCAAAUCCCCACUACAAUUGAUUCUGAUGGCGAUGGAACAGUCUUGCUUCAUUCUGCCCUAUCGGAUGGAUUUCCACAUGAUUUUGUUAUUGACCGUGUUAUCGUAAAGAAUAUUACUCACUUCAUGCUUAUUCAUGACAAGGCCGUCUGGUCAUUGAUAGAGGAGGUCCUCUUCUAG
Messenger RNA from Giardia duodenalis, 2319 nucleotides. Its product is annotated as putative Lecithin-cholesterol acyl transferase. The record is from RefSeq and is a predicted model, not a curated record. Gene Ontology annotation, biological process: lipid metabolic process. The transcript has a single exon. Lineage: Eukaryota; Fornicata; Diplomonadida; Hexamitidae. Bases 1 to 2319 code for a protein of 772 amino acids.